AACUUGUUCGCCAAGACAGGAGAUCUAGACGUCGUGUUCUCGUUGACUGUUAAAAUCUCGAACGGCCAGAAAAUGAGAAUAGCAGUAUUUACAUUUAUAUCCAUAUCCACGUUUGUGUUGACCCAUGCUGGACCCACAUGUAUGCAAUGUAAUGGAGAAGCUGAUAUUGCAGUUUGUCUAACAAGUCUUAUCACUUGUGCAGACAAUGAGGAAUGUUAUUUGGAGACAGUCACGAGUGCAAUUUUAGGAAAAAGAUUCAACGCAGGGUGUCGUUCUAAAAUGACGUGUUUAAUGACGCAGCCGUUGAAUGACAACUUGGGUAAUUGCGCAGCAUGCUGUUCAGAUGCUCCAGACAGCGAUGGCCCGUGUAAUGCCAAGCUGUGUGGUCAAUCGCCGGCAAAGCAGCAAGACGUCUGUGUUGCGUGUGAUGGGGUUCAUAGUGACUUUCAUUCUUGUCAAACAACCACUGUCUGUCCACCGACCGAGGUUUGCUAUACUGGAAUUCGAGUAGUUGGUUUCGCUGUUCGCUAUGUAUUCGGCUGUUAUGACAAACAUGUAUGUCGUGCUAUGGCAAGGAAUGAAGUUCACCAUAGCACCAGAGAUAUUCACGGCGACCUGGGGGUUAAAAUGUGUGAUGCCUGUUGUAGAGGAUUCCGAUGUAACGCCGCCGACUGUUUUCAACUCAAAAAGAAUAUGACGGUUGCUGAUUUUAGUAGAUAAUGAGUAAGUCCAAGGAGUCUGAGAGCAACAUAUAUCAGCUAUGCGAGAAAUAAAACUUGUAGUACGCCC
Messenger RNA from Ostrea edulis (European flat oyster), 789 nucleotides. RefSeq lists its product as uncharacterized. The coding region runs from base 73 to 720 and encodes 215 amino acids. Lineage: Eukaryota; Metazoa; Mollusca; Bivalvia; Ostreida; Ostreidae. The transcript has 10 exons. The record is from RefSeq and is a predicted model, not a curated record.